This is a messenger RNA of Pyrenophora tritici-repentis Pt-1C-BFP, 888 nucleotides long. RefSeq names its product ATP-binding domain 1 family member B. Gene Ontology annotation, cellular component: cytoplasm. Lineage: Eukaryota; Fungi; Ascomycota; Dothideomycetes; Pleosporales; Pleosporaceae. Gene Ontology annotation, molecular function: GTPase activity. The record is from RefSeq and is a predicted model, not a curated record.
AUGACUGCUAUUGAGCGCAAAUGCUCCGUUGUUAACCUCGACCCCGCGAACGAUCAUACGUCGUAUCAGCCAGCCGUGGAUCUCGUCGUCGUACACUUGACUGACUCUAUGAUACUAUCUCGACCGUCGCUAUACGUCUCAUCGCUACUACUCGCCCUACGCAGCAUGCUACAAAUGGACCUCCCUCACCUCAACGUCCUCACCAAGAUCGAUAACCUGCGCAACUACCCCGACCUACCUUUCAACCUCGACUUCUACACCGAAGUCCAAGACCUACACUACCUCCUACCACACUUGAAUCGCGAACAAGCAUCCGGCAUCCCAGGCCCCACAACAGCUCGCACAAACGAAACAGCAGACGAAGAUGACGACGAAGAACCAACUUCAAAAUUCUCAGCGCUAAACAAAGCAAUCGUCGAACUCGUCGAGGACUUUGCACUCGUAGGCUUUGAGACCCUAGCAGUCGAGGACAAGAAAAGCAUGAUGACACUCCUCCGAGCCGUAGAUCGCGCCGGCGGCUUUGCAGUAGGCGGCAUAGAAGGCGCAAACGACACUGUCUGGCAGAUGGCCAUGCGCGAAAAUGCGGCCACCAUGGAUGCGCGCGACGUGCAAGAGCGGUGGCUGGACCGGCGGGACGAGCUGGAUGAGGAGGAGAGGAAGGCGUGGGAAGAAGAGACAAAGGAUAUGCGUGAUCCUCCUGCUCAGAAAACUGUGAGAGUGCCACCACCGGCUGCUUCUGGAGAAAAGGCUGCGUCGAAACAACAGCAUCCGGCAGAGAGCAACCCGAAAGAAGAUAGCGAUGAUGAUAUGGGGGAUUUGGAGGAGAUGAGGAGGUUUAUGGAAGAGAAGAAGGAUUUGGGGAUUAAUAUUGUUAGGAAGAAAGAAUAG